Messenger RNA from Poecile atricapillus (Black-capped chickadee), 1094 nucleotides. RefSeq names its product transmembrane protein 252 (gene TMEM252). The record is from RefSeq and is a predicted model, not a curated record. The transcript has 3 exons. NCBI's taxonomy places the organism in Eukaryota, Metazoa, Chordata, Aves, Passeriformes, Paridae. The coding region runs from base 36 to 524 and encodes 162 amino acids.
CAGACAGGAACAAAGUGCUGUGUCUUCUGCCAAAGAUGCCAAAAGCUUUGGGGCUCUGUCUCCUUGUUACUGGCAUUUUCUGGAGCACUUUCCAUGAAGUCCUGAAGUACAGGGCCCUUGGCAUCUUCAUUCAAAAUCCCAGCCACAGAGAACCACAUGUCUGCACCAUAGACAGGCCUGACUUCUACCCUCCCUCUUAUGAAGACAGAAUGGAUCCUGAAAAACUGGUCUUCCCACUGCCAGUUUUCUCCACACUUAAACAGCAAGAAUUCAUCAAUAUUCCUCCGCCUCCAUACAGUGAAAGUAGUGCAGAAUUUGUCAGUGAAACAAAUGAGCAGGAACAGCCACCACCAUAUACUUUAUCUGUGGAGCAGCAGCAAACAGCUGACCAAGACCCAAACCUCAGAGGGGGGUUAAAUUCUCAUAUAUCCAUGCAAGAAAUCAGUUGCCAACAGGAUACAGACUUCCAGAGGACCUCAGGAAGAGCAACACCUGUCAAAACAAGAGAGACAGGCAGCCAGUAAAAUCCUUCAUCUGUGAAACAGGGCAAACUGGAAGAAGACUGUGUCAGUGAUCCCUAAUAGUGACACUACUUAGGGUGAAAUUGCAUAGGAGAAACAUUGAUCAUUUGUGACUUAGAGUGGAGUUGGAGGGGAUAUGCAAAAGUGCUCAGUAUUUCAAAUUAGAAUAAAUCUCCAUAGAGAUAGAAAUGCUCAGGCUGUGUCUAGUAGAAGUCACCAUCUCUGGUAAUAGGAGCUUCUUAAGCUACCAGAUAAAUGAAGCAUCAUGGUGUUAUCAAUCUUGACUUGUGCUUCAUAAGGAGUUUCAGAUGAAAACUGUAAUUUUUUUGUUUUGUGACAUUAACUGACUUGGGAAACCUAUUAACUUUUGUUUGAAAUUUGCAGAUUAUUUGUUGCAACUGAUUAUUUUUGUAUUGUAUGUCUUUCAAGUUAUUUUAUGUGGGGGUAAAAAUAACUGUUAUUUUGCUAGUGAAUUCAUGAAUACAUUUUGUAUUUAAAACAAAUGCCUUGUAUUUGCUUAUAUGAUAUGAGGUGCCCAUGAUUCAGGAAAAGGGCAUAAUAAAAUACACUACC